AUGAACAUUGCCUAUAAACGCAUAUCAAAAAAUCUGCAAGAGAAAGAGCAGACAGAGAAAGCUAAGAAGAAGAAGAAGGAGGAGGAGGAGAAGAAGAAGAAGAAGAAGAAGAAGAAGAAGAAGAAGAAGAAGAAGAAGAAGAAGAAGAAGAAGAAGAAGAAGAAAGAAGCUCUCAGAUCGGAAAUACCGGAUGCUCAGCCAUGCGUGAAAGGCCCGAACUGCAAGGUGUUCUAUUCAGAUGACGAUAGGGCUGCCCUUUAA
This is a messenger RNA of Trichoderma gamsii, 261 nucleotides long. RefSeq lists its product as hypothetical. The transcript is spliced from 2 exons. NCBI's taxonomy places the organism in Eukaryota, Fungi, Ascomycota, Sordariomycetes, Hypocreales, Hypocreaceae. The coding region runs from base 1 to 261 and encodes 86 amino acids. The record is from RefSeq and is a predicted model, not a curated record.